Messenger RNA from Quercus robur (English oak), 1740 nucleotides. RefSeq lists its product as uncharacterized. Gene Ontology annotation, cellular component: cytoplasm. The coding region runs from base 276 to 1523 and encodes 415 amino acids. Gene Ontology annotation, biological process: biosynthetic process. The record is from RefSeq and is a predicted model, not a curated record. Lineage: Eukaryota; Viridiplantae; Streptophyta; Magnoliopsida; Fagales; Fagaceae. The transcript has 15 exons.
UUUAAUGUCACUUGUCAUCCCAGCAUAUACUCAGUUAAAAGAUCCUCUCUUUCUGUCUUUCUUUCACUUCGACUCCAAAAGAACCGUUACAGUUGAGUUGAUAGUCCGGUACUUGUUUUCUGCAGCACUACUACAAACUACUUUACUUUCUUCUUUCCCGCAAUCACAGAACACACUUUCCAAAUUCCUUUGCUUUUUAUAUAUAAAAUUUAGAUACCAUAUUAUUUACAAAGCCAUUGUAUGAGAAGCUAAAAGAUCUAGUAGAAUUUUCGAACAUGGAGACCUCGGAGGAGAAGGUGGUCGCCGUUAUCAUGGUGGGUGGACCCACAAAAGGGACUAGAUUUCGACCUCUUUCAUUCAAUACUCCUAAACCCUUAUUCCCUUUGGCUGGUCAGCCAAUGGUUCAUCAUCCAAUUUCAGCUUGUAAAAGGAUACCAAAUUUGGCCCAGAUUUUUUUGAUUGGAUUUUAUGAGGAGCGUGAAUUCGCGCUAUAUGUGUCUUCAAUAUCCAAUGAGUUGAAAGUACCUGUGAGGUAUUUGAAAGAGGACAAGCCACAUGGUUCGGCUGGUGGGCUUUACUACUUUAGAGAUAUGAUCAUGGAAGACAGCCCAUCGCAUAUCUUUUUGCUGAAUUGUGAUGUUUGCUGCAAUUUUCCACUACCUGACAUGCUUGAGGCCCAUAGAAGAUAUGGCGGGAUGGGAACAAUGUUAGUAAUCAAGGUUUCUGCUGAAUCAGCAAACCAGUUCGGCGAGUUGAUUGCUGAUCCAAUCACCAAAGAGCUGUUGCACUACACUGAGAAACCUGAGACCUUUGUAAGUGAUCUGAUCAACUGUGGUGUCUACGUCUUUACCCCAGAGAUUUUCACUGCCAUUGAAGGUGUCUCCACUCACAGGGAAGAUACAGCCAAUCUACGUCAUGUGUCCAGCUUUGAAGCCUUUCAUUCUUUGACAAGAAACCUUCCUAAGGAUUUUGUAAGAUUGGACCAAGAUAUUUUGUCACCACUUGCUGGAAAGAAGCAAUUGUAUACAUAUGAGACCAUGGAUUUCUGGGAGCAGAUAAAAACUCCAGGAAUAUCCUUAAAAUGUUCAGCUUUGUAUCUUGCCCAGUUCCGAUUGACUUCCCCUCAUCUUUUGGCUGGUGGAGAUGGUACUAAAAGUGCUACAGUUAUCGGUGAUGUUUACGUUCAUCCAUCUGCAAAAGUUCAUCCAACUGCAAAGAUCGGUCCCAAUGUCUCUAUUUCAGCAAAUGUUCGUGUAGGUGCAGGCGUAAGGCUUAUAGGUUGCAUCAUCUUGGAUGAUGUUGAAAUUCAGGAAAAUGCUGUUAUCAUAAAUUCUAUUGUUGGAUGGAAAUCAUCUCUUGGCAAAUGGGCACGUGUCCAGGCUGAUGGAGACUACAAUGCAAAGCUUGGAAUUACUAUCCUCGGAGAAGCAGUGACAGUGGAAGAUGAAAUUGUGGUGAUAAACAGCAUUGUUCUGCCAAAUAAGACUCUUAAUGUCAGCGUACAGGAGGAGAUUAUCUUAUGAUAUCGAAGAUACAGAGAUCCUGCAAUGCCUCUUAGUUUUGUUGUAAUUUUAUCUUUUUCUUUUUUCCUCAUUUGUGUUCUUACAGUGGAACUAUAUGAUUGAGGUACAGGAACAAACUAGACCAAAUAUCCCGGCCAUAUCAAUUGUAAUGUUGGAUAGCUGAUUGCGGAUUUAUAGACUUGCAAUAUUUUUGAAUAUGAAUGAGAGGUUUCUGAUA